Messenger RNA from Prunus armeniaca (apricot), 1545 nucleotides. Lineage: Eukaryota; Viridiplantae; Streptophyta; Magnoliopsida; Rosales; Rosaceae. The record is from the annotation of a GenBank genome assembly.
AUGGCUGGAGGUGAGGAAACUGCAAACACACUUGAAGCUACACCAACAUGGGCUGUGGCCACUGUUGUCUUUGUUCUGAUAGUGAUCUCCAUAAUAAUCGAGUAUUUGCUUCAUCUCUUACACAAGUAUUUUCAUAGGUUAAAGAGGAAGUCUCUCAUUCAGGCUCUUGAUAAGAUCAAAUCAGAAUUGAUGCUGUUGGGGUUCAUAUCGUUGCUACUAACUGUGGGCCAAAAGCCAAUUGCAAAUAUAUGCAUCCCAAAGAGCGUUGGUGAAUCUUUUCUUCCUUGCGAGAGCUCCACCUUUGGUCAUGCUGUCGAGGAAACCAAAUGCUCUGACCAGGGAAAAGUUUCUUUGAUGUCGAGGGAAGGUGCAUAUGAGCUGCAAUACUUAAUUUUUGUGCUUGCUAUGUUCCACGUUUCAUCUUGCGUCCUCACCUUUGCUCUUGGUAUGGCCAAGCUCGGUUGUCUGCUUUUGACUUUUGCAAACAUUAAGAUAAAACUCAAGUUGCAUUGUAACUUCAAAAAGAGGAAGGGAAAUUGUAGAGGGAAUUCCACAAUUGUGAACUCUAACAAACUAUUGAAAUCUGUGAUGAAGAGAUGGGAGUCUUGGGAGGCUGAAACCAGAACACUGGAGUAUCAAUUUUCUUACGAUCCAAGGAGGUUUCAGCUCACAUAUCAAACCUCAUUCGGGAAGCGACAUUUGAAGUGUUGGAGUGACAAUCGAUUACUUCGUUGGCCGGCUUCCUUUGUUAGACAAUUCUUUAAUUCUGUCUCCAAAUCGGAUUACUUCACUCUCAGGCAUGGAUUCAUAAUGGCUCAUUUUGCAGAAGGGAGCCAUUUUAACUUUCAAAAAUAUAUAAGAAGGAAUAUGGAGAAGGAUUUUGGUGUGGUUAUGGGGAUAAGCUGGUGGAUUUGGUUGUUCUCAGUAUUUGUCAUAUUCUUCAAUGCACAUGGUUUUUACAAUUAUCUAUGGGUUCCCUUUAUUCCUUUAGUGAUGCUGUUACUGGUUGGAACAAAGCUACAGGGCAUCAUAACUAAGAUGUGCCUUGACAGCCAUGAUAAAUCUCAUGUUGUCAGAGGAACUUUGCUUAAUUCCUUUCAGCUGGCAUUCUUCAUAUGGACUUGGUACAAGUUUGGCUUAAGAUCAUGCUUCCACCAUGAAACAGAGGAUAUUGUGAUAAGGCUGGGCAUGGGUGUAAUUGUGCAAAUCCUCUGUGGCUAUGUCACUCUGCCUCUCUAUGCUUUGGUCACACAGAUGGGCACAUCAAUGAGAAAAGCAGUUUUCACUGCAAACGUGGUUAAAGGGCUGAAAAAAUGGAGAGCCAAGGCCAGGAAGAACCUGGCUCUUAGGAACCACCCUCACUCGGCACGACUCUCGUUGGAUGCUUCUCUUGAAACUUCACUUUCUCUAGGCACUUCACCUUCUUUAAGUGGUCAUGAUGCUUCAUUCUCGACUGUGGAUUUUGAUCGUCCGUCUGACGAUGCUGAAUAUGUAGCACUUGAAAUAAGGGAGGCCCAAAAGGCACAAGGAGAAACAAGCACUUGA